This is a messenger RNA of Dunckerocampus dactyliophorus (ringed pipefish), 1196 nucleotides long. RefSeq lists its product as uncharacterized. Lineage: Eukaryota; Metazoa; Chordata; Actinopteri; Syngnathiformes; Syngnathidae. The transcript is spliced from 2 exons. The coding region runs from base 221 to 745 and encodes 174 amino acids. The record is from RefSeq and is a predicted model, not a curated record.
UAUUGCAAGGUGACAGCAUUUUAAAGACGCAUUCACUUUCCGUCUGUCACAGGAAAGGCGAGCAAUGCAUGUCUUUAUGGGCGGAGUCAAGCUCUGGUACUACGCUUCCAUUGGCCAUUUUAUAACUCCGCGCAAAUAGUUCACUUCCGGGGUCUUAAUGUUUUGCGAAUGAAUUUGUCGGAAAGUAAGUGUGGUUUUGUACAAUUCUAACUGUAAUUUCAUGGCGAAGAGACACGCCGAGGACACUUUAUUUUCCAAACUACCGGCCAAGCGAAGCUUCAAAUCUCUUUGCCGGGUUGACCUGCAGUUUGAGAGCAUAGCUCCUCACCGGGAUGUGAGCCCAACGUGCACACCAGCUUCGUCGGAUGGUCAUUGCAGAAAAAGGUUGUGUUGCUUAGAAAAUCCAGAUGUGCAAGAAGAACGAAUAAUGUAUCCCAACAAGACCUUACAACUUGACUCUCUCAACAAAAAUGCGUCACAUGCGCAGACGUUUGAAAGUUUCUCCAUCACGUCGUCAUGUUCCAGGAAACGACGCCGAGAGGAGCCAGUUGAUUUAGAGACUGCAAUUGCUAAAGACAGCGAUAAAGCAGACACUGAUCCUGAGGAUUGCACUUACAACUCUUUUCAGUUCUGGAGGGCCCCUUUGCCUGAGCUGGACCUUUCACUGCUGGAUGAGUCCAGUGGACAGAGCCAAACAAAACACAGUUCAAAUGUCAAAAACUCUUGUGAUGCAAUGGAGACCUGAAAAUGAAGCAUGGCAGCAAGGUUGUUGUGAAUGCACCUAGAGAAAAACAGUCUGCCAGCAUCUUAUGACUCAAAUGUGAAAAAGUUGUAACUGUAGAUCAUAGUGCUCAACACAUUUGCCCGCUAUUUUAUCCGUCUCUAAGGUAGUUCUUUUUCUGCUGUAAAAAUAGCGUUGCAUCUUUGUUCUGUACAACAGUGACGUAUACCUUUCAUUUUAAUGGAUGAGCUUCUGGUUAUAUACUGUAGAACAUAUUGACAACAGUUUGUGCUAGAUAUUUAGAUACCAUCACAUAUGGGCUGAGUGCAUACUAUCCCGUUGGAUAAAUGAGAGAUUAAUUAAUCUGUUGUUUUCUAGUUAGGAUAAAAUCUCAGUCAUCUUUGCCAAUCAGAGCAAAUUCUACCAUUGCCUGUUUUGAUUGACAAUAAAAUAUUUCAUUUUUAUUACUUUGAAA